CUGGGCUGGGAGCUGUUCCCAGCACCAGCAGCAGCAUUCCCGGCUCCAGGCCCAGCCCGUCUCCUCUGCCAUCCCCUGCCGCCUCCUCCUCCCGCUCCUGCCCCCCGGGCCAGCGAUGGGACCCCCGUCCCCUUAGCCCUUUCUGCUGGGGCGGGGGCCCGCCGGACCAUGGCCCCGGGAUGCCGGGAGGCGCCCCCGCCGCCCGGCAGCAUCCCUAGCCCGGCUUCCAGGCCCGGAGGGACAGGAGAUGGGACUCAAGGCCAGGAAGAAGGGGGCGGCGGCGGGGGGGGGCGGCCACCAGGGUAACCCGGCCGGCCGGGGGCCCGGCCGGGACCAGGAGCCGGCCCACCUGCCGCUGGGCCCCGGGCAGGACAGGGACGGGACGCUGCUGCUGCCCCUGGAUGGGGCCGGAGGAGGAGGAGGACGAGGACCAGGAGGAGGGCCCGGCCCCGGCCAGAGGACCCCCCGGGGCCUCGGCCUGCUGGCCAAGACCCCCCUCGGCCGGCCCGUCAAGGCCAACACCCCGCGCUGCAGGAGGCUGCAAACUUGCAUCUACGACGCCCUGGAGAGGCCCAGGGGCUGGGCCCUCCUCUAUCACGCCCUCGUAUUUCUCAUCGUCCUGGGCUGUCUGAUCUUGGCCGUCCUGACCACUUUCAAGGAGUACGAAACGGUGUCGGGGGAUUGGCUGCUCCUUCUGGAGACGUUUGCCAUUUUCAUAUUUGGCGCAGAGUUUGCCUUGAGGAUCUGGGCAGCGGGCUGCUGCUGUCGGUAUAAAGGAUGGAGGGGAAGGCUGAAGUUUGCAAGAAAGCCUUUGUGCAUGUUGGAUAUCUUCGUGCUGAUCGCUUCUGUGCCGGUGGUGGCCGUGGGGAAUCAGGGCAACGUGCUGGCCACUUCGCUCCGGAGCCUGCGUUUCCUGCAGAUCCUGCGCAUGCUUCGCAUGGACAGGAGGGGUGGCACCUGGAAGCUCCUCGGCUCUGCCAUCUGUGCCCACAGCAAAGAACUCAUCACUGCCUGGUACAUCGGGUUCCUGACCCUCAUCCUCUCCUCCUUCCUCGUCUACCUGGUGGAGAAAGACGUCCCGGAGACCGACGCCGAUGGAUUCGAGGCCAAAGAAGAGUUCGAGACCUAUGCAGAUGCACUGUGGUGGGGGCUGAUUACUUUGGCCACUAUUGGUUACGGUGACAAGACUCCCAAAACCUGGGAGGGCCGUCUGAUCGCUGCUACGUUUUCCCUCAUUGGGGUAUCGUUUUUUGCUCUUCCAGCUGGGAUCCUCGGGUCAGGGCUGGCUCUGAAGGUCCAAGAACAGCAUCGGCAGAAGCAUUUUGAAAAGCGAAGGAAGCCAGCAGCGGAACUUAUACAGGCUGCAUGGAGAUAUUACGCUACUAAUCCCAACAGGCUCGAUCUCGUAGCCACCUGGAGGUUUUAUGAAUCGAUCGUGUCUUUUCCAUACUUCAGAAAGGAGCAGUUGGAGGCUGCAGCCAGCCAAAAGCUGGGUCUCUUGGAUCGGGUUCGACUUUCUAAUCCUCGUGGUUCCAAUACUAAAGGAAAGCUAUUUACCCCUCUGAAUGUAGAUGCCAUUGAAGAAAGCCCUUCUAAAGAGCCAAAGAAUGUUGGCUUGAAUAAUAAGGAACGUUUUCGCACAGCAUUCCGUAUGAAGGCCUAUGCAUUUUGGCAAAGCUCUGAAGAUGCUGGAACAGGGGACCCUCUGACUGAAGAGAGGGGCUACAGUAAUGAGUUUCUCAUUGAAGACAUGAUCCCCACUCUGAAGUCUGCAAUCAGAGCUGUCAGGAUCCUGCAAUUUCGUCUCUAUAAAAAGAAGUUCAAGGAGACAUUGAGGCCUUAUGAUGUGAAGGAUGUGAUAGAGCAAUAUUCAGCGGGGCAUCUCGAUAUGCUUUCCAGAAUCAAAUACCUUCAGACAAGAGUAGAUAUGAUUUUUACCCCAGGACCUCCAUCCACCCCAAAACACAAGAAGUUCCAGAAGGGCGGAGCUUUCUCAUAUCCUCCUCAACAGUCUCCCAGAAAUGAUCCAUAUGUAGCCAAAGCGACUGCAUCUGAAACUGAAGACCAAAGCAUGAUGGGAAAGUUUGUUAAAGUUGAAAGGCAGGUGCACGACAUGGGGAAGAAACUGGAUUUUCUGGUUGACAUGCACAUGCAGCACACGGAACAGCUCCAGGUGCAAGUCACGGAUUUCUUCCCCUCCCGAGAGACAGUCUUCCCGGCCGAGGUGGCGAAGAGGGACGAGAACAGGUACUCUGAAUUGAAAUCCAUCAUGUACAACUAUUCCGGCACAUGCGCCCAUGACACCCCCUUUAACUGCCACCAGGUGCCCAUCAACAAAGUCAGGCCCUAUGGCUUCUUUGCCCAUGACCCGGUGACCUUUGCCCAUGACCACGUGACCUUGUCACUGAGUGGGCGCAGGUCUGGCAAGCUGCAGACCGCCCCCUCCUCCGCUGCGUACGCAGAAAGGCCCACAGUCUUGCCCAUCCUGACUCUCCUCGACUCCCGGGCCGGUUACCCCUCCCAGCCCGAGUUGCCCAGCCCCUACUCGGACAGGAUAUCGCCCCGACAGAGGCGGAGGCAGAGACCCAGUCUGACCAGAGACAGCGACACCCCACUGUCUCUGCUCUCCGUCAACCACGAGGAACUUGCACGUUCACCAAGUGGCUUCAGCAUCUCCCAGGAAAGAGACGAUUACCUCUUUGGCCCCAGCGGGGGAUCGAGCUGGAUGAGGGAGAAACGAUACCUGGCCGAAGGCGAGACGGACACGGACACUGACCCCUUCACUCCCAGCGGCUCCAUGCCUCUGUCCUCCACGGGGGAUGGGGUUUCUGACUCCGUAUGGACCCCUUCCAACAAGCCCAUAUAAAGGGGGUCACUGGCUGGCCUUUCUCUCUGCUGUAAACACACUUUGUAUAGCCCACUUAGUCUUGCCCCCAAAGCUUACUAGUUCAGACGCCAAUGGCUGCAUUCGAUGCAUGGUAUAUUAGUGGUGAUCACGGCGACAUUUCAUGGGAAUUUACGAAUGUGGUUUUUUUUUUUUUCAUGCCACCGAAACUAAGCCAUUUAGUUUUGGGCAUGGCUUGCAUGACUUUACGCUAUAUAAAUGGUACAGCUGAUUUCUUCUAUGAUA
Tachyglossus aculeatus (Australian echidna) is the source of this 3130-nucleotide messenger RNA. RefSeq names its product potassium voltage-gated channel subfamily Q member 3 (gene KCNQ3). Gene Ontology annotation, cellular component: membrane. Gene Ontology annotation, biological process: potassium ion transport; transmembrane transport. Gene Ontology annotation, molecular function: voltage-gated potassium channel activity. NCBI's taxonomy places the organism in Eukaryota, Metazoa, Chordata, Mammalia, Monotremata, Tachyglossidae. The record is from RefSeq and is a predicted model, not a curated record.